Molecule: messenger RNA, 1226 nt
Organism: Sinocyclocheilus rhinocerous
Lineage: Eukaryota; Metazoa; Chordata; Actinopteri; Cypriniformes; Cyprinidae
Product: UV excision repair protein RAD23 homolog B-like
Exons: 7
Coding region: 290-1147 (285 amino acids)
Biological process (GO): proteasome-mediated ubiquitin-dependent protein catabolic process
Cellular component (GO): nucleoplasm; cytosol
Molecular function (GO): proteasome binding; ubiquitin binding; polyubiquitin modification-dependent protein binding
Source: RefSeq, a predicted model, not a curated record
CGUGGUCUCCAACAGUUUGUCACUGACGGACCCAGUGAAGCUAGUUCUGAGGAAAGCUCUAGAAACUUGUGUUGCUUAGGUAUUUUAUCUCAUAUAAUGCCAGUCAGACAUUCAUAAGACUCUUAGGGGUCACUGUACGUCCAUGUGUCCAUGUGUCUUGUCCAAUUCAGCAAGUAGAUGGCGUCUUCCCAUAACACAGGCGCCUCAUCCCUCCUGAAGAUAGCUGAGUCACAUCUCCACGCUCGCUCACUGAGGACACUUGCGAGGCUGUAUUUCGCGCUCAAACACAAUGCUGACGAUCACUCUGAAGACCCUCCAGCAGCAGACGUUCAAAGUGCAGAUAGACGAGGAGCUGACGGUAAAGGCUCUUAAAGAGAAGAUAGAGGAAGAAAAGGGGCAAGAUGCUUUUCCAGCUGUCGGUCAAAAACUAAUCUAUUCAGGCAAAAUUUUGAAUGACGAUAUACCUCUAAAAGAAUACAAGAUAGAUGAGAAGAACUUUGUCGUGGUGAUGGUUACAAAGCCCAAAUCUGCAGCACCGCCACAAGCUCCUGCUCCCGCACCGGCAGCCGCCGCUACGGUUAGCACAACUGUCGCCGAAACCCCUGCACAUCCACCCUCACCUCCUGCUGCACCUCCUGCUGCCUCCACAGUGCCAGUACCGACCCCUCCUCCCGCUCCCGUAGAAUCAGCAGCGGCAGCGGAGCUGUCCGUGACGCCCGUCACAGCGCCCCCUGCUGCCUCGGAGACUGCUGCAGAAAAGCCUGAGCCUGUUAACGCCACUCCCACUCUGAUUUCAGAAGAGGAGAACCAGGCAGCCCAAGAGGAGCAGGCCGUCGCCCAAUCAGAGGCCAGCAUUACAGAUGAAUUGGGUCUUUUAGAAGCAGCUGCGUCCAUACUAGUCACAGGUCAAGCGUAUGAGAAUUUGGUGACGGAAAUCAUGUCAAUGGGUUAUGAGAGAGAGCAGGUGAUCUCUGCCUUACGAGCAAGCUUCAACAAUCCGGACAGAGCCGUGGAGUACCUGCUUAUGGGUAUUCCCACAGAAUCCGAGCAGCCGCCACAGGAAGUAGUGCGGCCCGCACCAGUGUCGAACCCCACGCCUCCAGCACCACAGCGACCUCAGCCGCCGCCAGACACCACCGGUGAGUGACCUUUUGUUCACGACGUGUGGAAAUAGACGCCCAUUUGCCCUGCAGCUGCCAGCUUCUUGCUAAUUCGCUGAAACGUUA